CAAGCCCAUUGCAGAUCUGAGAAGACAGGCAAGGCAGCGGAUUCAACGGAAUAAUCCUCAUCACAUGACACCGGCAGAAAGUGGGAAUCAUGACUGAAAUUCGAUCAGACAAUGAUGGCUUUGCGGUUAUUACUCAAAUUAAUCCAAGUGGUAAUUUGCAAGAGUUAUCAGAUCACAUCCAAAAUAUAAAAAACACAACUCCAAAGCCUCUCAUCAGCUUCUACAAAGGAGAACCUGAAGCUCUUGGUGUGACUCAGGUAUUUUCAGGAAUAUUUUUCAUUAUUUUUGGCAUUAUUUUUUGUUUUGCCCCGGAAUAUUUCCUGAUCCUUUACAGCGGUUUACCUUUUUGGUCUGGAGUAAUGUAUAUUAUAUCUGGAUCAAUAUCAAUUAGUGCUGCAGUGAAACCAACAUUAGGGAAGGUGAGAUCAAGCCUGGUUUUGAACAUCUUAAGCUCAAUUACUGCAUGUAUUGCAAUUAUACUGUUUUUAUUUGGAGUGGCUAUUCACUGGUACAGAUCAAGUAUUCAUACCUGUUUUUAUUAUAAAUCAUCCGUUCACUGUGAAGGCAAUUUUAACCCUAAGCCUGUUGUUGAGGGAAUGCUGGCAUUGCUUUUCAUAAUGACAGUAACGCAGCUUUGUAUCACAAUAUCCACAUCUGUUUUUGGAUGUAAAACUGUGUGCCGGACAUCAUAUAAUGAAACGACAGUAAUAAUUUAUCAAGCCUCAUCGGUGAUAAACUCUGGAAAUUACAUGACUCCUGAUCCUACUACCUUAACCACAGAUGAAUAAUGUAUUGAUAUCAAAGAAUAUCUUCUAGGGAAGAUAUGACAUUACCUUUUCAUCACAACUUUUCAGAUGCCUACGUAGUUUUGUGAAAUUUUAAACAUAAAUACAAGUUUCUAUUUGUUUUUUUUUUUUGCAGACUAGCAGCUCCUCUGCUGCCAGUCUGCAGUUUCCACUUCGGCUUAGACCAUUUUCCAUUUUUGAGCUAAUCAAAGCAAACUAAUGCUUCUCAUUAUUAAAGCACUAUCAAAGUUGGUAUAUUACUGCUCUACAGCUAUGCAACUCAUAUAGCCCCGUGCACAAACGCCUUCUGCAAACUAGAUUACUUCCUGAGAUGCUAGGCCUCAUUUUGAUUCUUCAUAAAUGCUACUUUUUCAUUAACAUCAAACAAAAUAUCAGUUUUCUUUUCUUGACAUAGGUUUCUUUGGUUCUUGUUAUAUAACUGGACUAUAUCACUACCUCUAGAAUGUAAGCUUAUUGAGCAGGGCCUUCCACCUCUCUAUCCCUCUACGUCCACUUGUCUGGUUAUAAUUACAUGUCUGUUAGUCCACCCAUUGUACAGCACUACCGAAUCUGAUGGCGCUAUAUAAAUAAUAAUAAUAUACAUUGCACUACUACCAUGCUGCAAAGGGUUAAAGGAACACUAUAGUUUUAGGAGUAGAAAACUGUAUUUUUAACACUAUAGUGUCCUUCUGCUGCUGUCACCCUACCCCACUGGCAAAAUGGGUUAAAAAAACAUGAUUACCUGGUCGGGCUGCUCCACCACCCAUGUCAUCCGAUCAUGCAGUGCAUUAGGUUUUUUACAAAGGAAAUCAAUGCUUUCAAAUGUGAUUUUUCAAGAAGCUGGAUGUCAUCAUACAAGGCGUGACAUCCAGCGUUGUUUAAUGGAGUUAAUCUGCAGGAAUCACCUCUAAUGGCUGUCUGGGAUAAAGCCAGUAGGGGCAGCCUUAACCAUGCAAUAUAAACAUUGCAGUUCCUCUAAAUAUGCAGGGUUAAGAGGACAGUGACAAUGAAUCCAGGCCACUUCCAUAAGUUGAAGUGGUCUGGGUGCCAAUGGUGUCUCUUUAAUACACAGUAAUUAUGGUAGGGCAAACUACAAACAAGAUUAAACAAGUUAACGCUGUCAGGCUCUGUGUUUUAAAGUUUAGUCUUUAAUAACUGUCCCUUCAAUAUGGGGUAAAAAGAGAACUACACUAGGAUCCUAUCACAAUCACAGAAUUCUCCUCCUCCAGAGCCCUAAACUAGACUAAAGAAUGCAACCUAGAGUGUGUAAUACAGAGAGCAGGCACAAUGCAGGGAUUGGAUUUCACCUAAUUUAUCUCUUUAAAGGAAAUCGGGUAAUAGUAGCAGAAAGCUCAAGAAUUGAAUGUACCAGGGAAAAGAUUGGCAAGCACUUAGAUGUAGGGAAAAAAAGCAUGAAAGGAAAAAAGACAGAUGUAUAGACAGCCAGAUACACAUACUCGUAGCAGUAAUACUCACAAUGCAUCUCCCUGGCUAGCCUCUGGCGCAGGCUCUCUGACUCCCUGCAGCUCAUGUUGCUCUCGGUAGCUCAGUAUUUACCGAGAUUCUAAAAGCCAGUCUUGGAACACAUUGUCUGAAGAGGGGGCAUGGCUAAGCAGGAGUCCGUUGCGGCUUCUGAGUUCUGCAGCUCUGCAGACUCUGGAAACAUGUCACUGGACCAACAGGGAGCAUACUGUUGCUAAACAGUUUACCCCUUUACUGAGGAGCCAGGCCACGGUAAUUUGGGCAUCAUUUCCAUUACAGCAGGAUGUAAUGAUGAUCGGUGAUGCUUGGAGUAAUCCUUUAAGUGAGCUACACACUUUUUGAUACUUUCUUGAUUCUACCUGUUUUUUUGUGUCUUUGAAAUAUUAAUUAAGCUUACGUGUAAUAUUGUGAUACAGACUGUUGUUUAUACUUUGUAUUUCAAAUGAUCACUUUCAAUAUAGUUCUAUUUUAUAAUAAAGAACAUUUUACAUUUACAAAUCUUAAUUGAUUAAAUUAAUAUGUGAUGGAAUGUGAUUAUUUUAUAUGCUCUUUGAUUUUUAACAUGUUGGUGAAUAAGUGUCUAGACUAGCAAGCCAAGUUCUGUUCAAUGUAUAGGGGGUGUUGGUUGUUUAAAAGUUUGGACUUUAUACAUUCUUUCCUCCCCCCUACCCACAUCACACCCUUAAUGCUGAUCUGCCUAGUAACAGCAGUAAAAGUCCAAACUAAUCACCCCCCUUUUUCUACCUUCUCUAUACAUUAAGACCAUGUGUAACUAUCUGGUUAGAUAAAGAAUAAAAGCACGCCCUGUUAAAAAACAAAAAAAUAACUAUAUAUUUGGGAUAUGCAAUAAACAUUUUUGGAUAAGUCACUUUGAACAACUUGUGUCUGUCAGUUCAUCGUGGCCUCCCCAGCGCUGGAAAGGAGUUGCAGGACAAACCAGAGAUUGCUAAAUUACAAAGAAGUUCAUGGCAAAGAAUUGGUCAAUUAUUUAAAGAGAUCUUCAUUUUGUUUAUACGUAGAGCUGUUUAUCCAAUCUGUUAAAGAUUAUCACUUUCACUGCACUUCUGUUAACUAUUGUUAUAUACCUCUCUCAAUAAAGAGCAUUUGUGCACUUGCAAA
Molecule: messenger RNA, 3386 nt
Organism: Pelobates fuscus (common spadefoot toad)
Lineage: Eukaryota; Metazoa; Chordata; Amphibia; Anura; Pelobatidae
Product: membrane-spanning 4-domains subfamily A member 4A-like
Exons: 7
Coding region: 90-788 (232 amino acids)
Cellular component (GO): membrane
Source: RefSeq, a predicted model, not a curated record